AUCCUAUAAGCGCGCUCACAGCCAACCUGCUAACAUUCGCUGACACCCUCACGUUUCAGAGCCGGAGGAAAUGGCCACGAGGAUAUAGUCUUUGUUAUUAGAUUUAAUUCAAAAGCUGUGCGUUGGAGGAAUAGAUUGCCUUCUGGAACUAAUAAUCUCUGUACACCGUAUUUAGAUUACCUUGACAACCGGUCUCAGUGAUUGACAGCAGGACCGAUACAUGCGAGUUGUUGAUGCGCUUAAAAACUUUUAUGAACCGAAGGUUCUACUUGGUCUUACCCGUUAUGGUGAUUUUUCCAUUUAGGCUAUUGCAAUAUUUUUUUUCUUGUUGAAAAAUACACAUCUUCACCUUGCUGCAGGAUUCUUCUUUAUUGCCACUGCGGAUUACAAUUCUCAAUUGGAUGUAAAAGGCAUCAACUUGAUACACCACCUUCUCUGCGGACUGACACAUUCCCUGUGUCUUACCUUUUUAUCUUCAAGACAGGCGCAUGUCGAUGGCGCAAAGGUACGAUGAGCUGUCCCACUAUGGUGUUGGGAUGGACGGAGUUGGACUCCCGGCGUCCAUGUAUGGAGACCCGCAUGCUCCCCGGCCGCUUCCGCAAGUCCACCACUUGAACCAUGGUCCGACUGCACAUCCAACCCAGCACUAUGGAUCCCACGCACCCCACAACAUCAUGCCCAGCAUGGGCAGCGUGGUGAACGACGCAUUAAAAAGAGACAAAGAUCAAAUCUAUGGUCACCCGUUGUUCCCUCUGCUCGCCUUGGUGUUUGAGAAGUGUGAGUUGGCGACCUGCACGCCCAGGGAGCCUGGAGUAGCGGGUGGCGAUGUCUGCUCCUCAGACUCCUUCAACGAAGACAUCGCUGUCUUUGCAAAACAGAUACGGGCAGAAAAACCGUUAUUUUCAUCGAAUCAAGAGGUGGACAAUUUGAUGAUCCAAGCUAUUCAAGUAUUGCGAUUUCAUCUUUUAGAAUUAGAGAAGGUGCAUGAGCUCUGCGACAACUUCUGCCAUCGGUACAUCAGUUGUUUGAAAGGCAAAAUGCCCAUCGACUUGGUCAUAGAUGAUCGAGAUGGCUGCAAAUCUGACUUAGAUGACCUGACGGGAUCUUCCACAAAUCUAGCAGAUCACAACCCAGCGUCCUGGAGAGACCUGGAUGACGCCCACUCCACGCCCUCCGUGGGCACCCCGGGGCCCUCCAGCGGGGGCCACAUCUCCCAGAGUGGGGACAACAGCAGCGAACUCGGAGAUGGCCUUGACAACAGUCUGGCGUCGCCGGGUACAGGAGAUGAGGAUGACCUGGACAAGAAGAGACAGAAGAAGAGAGGUAUCUUCCCCAAAGUGGCCACCAAUAUAAUGCGAGCGUGGCUCUUCCAGCACCUCACGCACCCCUACCCUUCAGAGGAACAGAAGAAGCAGCUAGCGCAGGACACAGGCCUCACCAUCCUGCAAGUGAACAACUGGUUCAUCAACGCCAGGAGGAGAAUAGUACAGCCUAUGAUUGACCAGUCUAACAGAUCAGUGGGCCAGGGGACGGCAUACAGCCCUGAUGGGCAACCAAUGGGAGGCUUUGUCCUCGACGGUCAGCAACACCUGGGGAUUCGGCCUGGCGGACCAAUGGGUGGAAUGGGAAUGAAUAUGGGGAUGGAUGGUCAGUGGCACUACAUGUAAACCCUGUCCAACUGAGGCAAGCCUGAAGAAGAAGAUGGAGAAGCCUCCAUGGUUUGCUCAGGGAAAAUCCUGCCCGCUUGGUUCCAAUGAGCGUGUGACUCCGCCCCAGUCACACCUGUACCUGUCAUCUGACCACGCCCAUCUCACCUCCCCACUGGAGCAUAGAGGACCACACCCACAUCUGCACAAACGCCGCCCACAUUGACCUUUAAUAACCCCACACCUGGAGGAAGACGAGGAUCUACUAAUAAACAACAACAAAAACAACAACAUUUGCAGACAACAAUCUUCCAAAACAAAAAAAGACUUCUGUAUGAACAACGGAAGCUAAAAUGACCUCAACAACAUUUUGACACAUUUUUUGUUUUCUUUUUUAAAUUAUUUAUUUAUUUUUCUACAAUGGUGGACCAUAGGGACAAGAACUUUUUAGUCUUUGCCCGAGAUAUAUUGACACAGCCGGCACACACACACUAACACACAUUCCCUCUCUCUCGCUCACACACACACACACACACACACACACACACACACACACACACACACACACACACACACACACACACACACACACACACACACACACACACACACACACACACACACACACUCGAACAAAUACACACACUUCAUCUUAUGAACACAACAUUUGAAAACAACCACUGUGGAAUAUCUAAAAAAGAUUAUGAAGAGUUUUAAUAACUGUUGUGGUGUAUAGACUUGUGCUUUUUCAUUUGACUGUUUUAUCCAUGUUUGCGCUUUGUGAUCAUUAGUUUAUGGAGUGAGAGUUUAUCACUAAUCCUGUGUGCUGUGGAACAGAGAGAAAGAGAGAAAGAGAGAGAUUGCCUCAGAGUCUGCAGCCUGGAGCUUGUCUCAGAUACUGCAGAUGGCAGCCACAUCCAGCUCCCAACAAAAAAACAAGCCCUCUUUUUAUUUGUAUUCUGAAUGUGGCCCAGUUGCUUUUAUUACCCAUGCACUGAAUGCAUUUCAUAUAUUUGUUAUUAUUCUGUUUUGAUUUGGAUUGUUCUGUGUUGUCCUGAAUUCGGACUAAAGAGCUGAUGGAUUGACGUCAUACUGGUAAGGUGGAUCUUGGACCGACUUCCAUUUAGAUCAAGUUACAAUAGUUUUAUAGCACACGGGAAGAAGGAAAGGGUUUCUGCACUAAAGACCAAAAUAAAAACACAUUUUAAAACU
This is a messenger RNA of Oncorhynchus masou masou (cherry salmon), 2858 nucleotides long. Its product is annotated as homeobox protein Meis2-like. Gene Ontology annotation, biological process: embryonic pattern specification; positive regulation of cell population proliferation; animal organ morphogenesis. The record is from RefSeq and is a predicted model, not a curated record. Bases 489 to 1667 code for a protein of 392 amino acids. Lineage: Eukaryota; Metazoa; Chordata; Actinopteri; Salmoniformes; Salmonidae. The transcript has 13 exons. Gene Ontology annotation, molecular function: DNA-binding transcription activator activity, RNA polymerase II-specific; RNA polymerase II cis-regulatory region sequence-specific DNA binding.